AUGUCAACAACUGCAACUAGCACAAAUGAAUUGGCCCUUUUGGAUAAGUCAGUAGUAGUUUCUCCGUUGGUUUUACUAUCUGUGGUGGACCAUUAUAAUAGAGUUGCCAAAGAUUCUAAGAAGAGAGUUGUUGGGGUAAUAUUAGGAGAUAACUCUACUGACACAAUCAAAGUUACAAACUCGUACGCAAUUCCUUUUGAAGAAGACGAGAAGAACCCUGGAGUAUGGUUUUUGGACCACAAUUUUAUAGAUUCAAUGGGAGAAAUGUUUAAAAAAAUUAAUGCCAAAGAGAAAUUGAUUGGCUGGUACCAUUCAGGACCUAAAUUGAAACCAUCAGAUUUGAAAAUUAAUGAGGUUUUCAGAAGAUACACCGACAACCCAUUGUUGUUAAUUGUUGACGUUCAACCAAGAGAAGUUGGUAUUCCAACAGAUGCAUAUUUUGCCGUUGAUGAUAUUAAAAACGAUGGCUCUGCUGCUGAAAAGACAUUUAUUCAUGUCCCUUCCUUGAUUGAAGCAGAAGAAGCUGAAGAAAUUGGAGUUGAACAUUUGUUAAGAGACAUCAGAGACCAAGCUGCUGGUAACUUGUCCUUAAGAGUUUCUGAAACACAUCAAUCAUUAUUGGGUUUACAUCAGAAGCUUGGAGAAAUUGCAAAUUAUUUGGAUAAGGUUUACCAAAAGAAAUUACCUAUGAAUCAUACUAUUUUGGGGAAAUUACAGAAUGUUUUUAAUUUGUUGCCAAACUUGAUGCAACAACUGGGGAGUGAUCUCGAUGGUGGUUCAGACUCGUCUCAUGCAUUAGCCACUGCAUUUACUGUCAAGACAAAUGACGAAUUGAUGAUCAUAUACAUUAGUACAUUAGUUCGAGCUAUUAUUGCAUUCCAUGAUUUGAUCGAAAACAAGUUAGAAAAUAAAAAGUUGAACGAAAAUAAAGCACAAGCUUCCGUGGCUGAACUGUCAUUAAAUAGCGAAAAGAAAGAUUCUAUAGAAGAUUAA
This is a messenger RNA of Candida albicans SC5314, 993 nucleotides long. RefSeq names its product proteasome regulatory particle lid subunit (gene RPN8). Bases 1 to 993 code for a protein of 330 amino acids. Lineage: Eukaryota; Fungi; Ascomycota; Pichiomycetes; Serinales; Debaryomycetaceae. Gene Ontology annotation, cellular component: proteasome regulatory particle; proteasome complex. Gene Ontology annotation, biological process: proteasome-mediated ubiquitin-dependent protein catabolic process. Gene Ontology annotation, molecular function: protein binding; metallopeptidase activity. The transcript has a single exon. The record is from RefSeq and is a predicted model, not a curated record.